Endocarpon pusillum Z07020 is the source of this 1341-nucleotide messenger RNA. RefSeq lists its product as uncharacterized. Bases 1 to 1341 code for a protein of 446 amino acids. The transcript has 2 exons. Lineage: Eukaryota; Fungi; Ascomycota; Eurotiomycetes; Verrucariales; Verrucariaceae. Gene Ontology annotation, cellular component: cytoplasm. Gene Ontology annotation, biological process: transsulfuration. The record is from RefSeq and is a predicted model, not a curated record. Gene Ontology annotation, molecular function: pyridoxal phosphate binding; carbon-sulfur lyase activity.
AUGGCUCAUAUCACAGUAGCUACCACCAAUGCUACCGGUGGUGACUCCGGACACGUGGAAGCAGAAACUAUCACUUUGGGCCUUCGAGAUGCCAGGCCUGCGACUCUGGCUCUCCAUGCUGAUGAGACCUUGAGACUCGUGGACGACAUCGCUUCUCCUAUCCAUGUAUCAACUAAUUACAAGUAUCCCAAUGACCCCCAGCAGUUGAAGCCGUUCUACGGGCGAGAUAUUGGUCCGACUGAGUUCGUAUAUUCCCGAGAGUCAUCAGGCAAUCCGACCCGUCUUGAGGCAGUGUUAUCUUCCUUGCUGAAAUCCCCAUGCCUAACAUAUUCUUCUGGUCUCGCAGCUAUACAUGCAGCUUAUAUUUUGCUAAGCCCAAAACGUAUCUCCAUUGGCAACGGAUACCAUGGAACGCAUGGCGUACUAGAAAUAUUUAAACGAGUAUCAGGGUGCAAGGAGCUCCCGCUGGACUGUCCUGCAGAAGACCUUUCAGCUGGAGACCUGGUCUGCCUGGAGACUCCGGUGAAUCCAACGGGAGAUGCUUUCAAUAUUUCGCAUUAUGCAGAAAAAGCACACAGUCGUGGUGCGUACUUGAUGGUCGAUUCCACAUUUGCUCCACCACCACUACAAGACCCCUUUGCCUGGGGAGCAGAUAUAGUCAUGCACUCUGGAACCAAGUAUAUUGGUGGCCAUUCGGACAUGCUUUGCGGAGUGCUGGCUACCAAGAACAAAAACUGGUUCACCCAGCUGGCGGAGGAUCGCGUCUUUCUCGGCAGCGUCAUGGGAAGCUUGGAGGGCUGGCUCGGCGUCAGAUCAGCGCGCACUUUGGAACUAAGAGUGCAGCGGCAGAGUCAAAAUGCGAUGGACCUCGUAGAAGCUUUGGAUGGCGCACUUAGCGGUUGCUCAGUAGGCACCGGCCUUUCACAAAGUGACGUUGACGUUAUCAAAGAGGUGGUCGCCGAGGUCAAGCAUGCUUCACUGCAGCAUGGUGAUAAAGCCUGGCUUACGAAGCAGAUGCCUGUUGGGUAUGGUCCGGUAUUUGCUAUGGUAAUGAAAAAUGAGGACUUCGCAAAAUGUCUGCCGAGUAAGUUGCACUUCUUCGCCCACGCGACCAGCCUUGGCGGCGUUGAAAGUUUGGUGGAAUGGAGAACCAUGAGCGAUGCUACUGUCGAAAGAACCCUUCUCAGAUUCAGCAUUGGAAUUGAGGAUUCUCGGGAUUUGCUUGAGGAUUUGAUUUCCGGAUUUAGGGCAGUACUUGAGCAGGACGACCAAUUACAAUCAAUUACUACCAAGCUCGAAGACACAUGCAAUACAGCUGCAGAUCCUGCGGAGUCGGUAUAA